Messenger RNA from Camelina sativa (false flax), 955 nucleotides. NCBI's taxonomy places the organism in Eukaryota, Viridiplantae, Streptophyta, Magnoliopsida, Brassicales, Brassicaceae. The record is from RefSeq and is a predicted model, not a curated record.
AAGGAAACGGAUUGUUUGUUAACAGAGGCAACUUCAACCGCCUAUGUUUCUUUCUUCUUUCUUCUUGCCUUCUUCCUUAUUGAAAUCGAAAACUCUCAAUGGGUUCUACAACUCGAGAUCUCUCCUUCCUCGUCAUCGCUCUCUUUGCUUCGAUCCUGUUCCUUCAGAUUUCAUCGUUACCGGAUCCGUCUUUUUACGAUUACCUCCGGGAGAGCAACCUCCCCGCCGGUAUAGUUCCUAAGGGAGUUACUAAUUUCUCGAUCGACGUAAAUACGGGGCGUUUCACUGUCGCGCUCCCUGUCCCAUGCGAUGCUAAAUUCGAGAACCAGUUCCACUUCGACAACAACAUCUCCGGCGUACUCUCCGAUGGACGGAUCGGGAAUUUGUCUGGUGUGACGCAGAAGGAGCUUUUCCUUUGGUUUGCUGUCAAGGGGAUACAUGUUGAUCCGGAGAGCUCUGGGUUGAUCCACUUCGAUGUUGGUGUUGCUGAUAAGCAGCUUUCUCUCUCCCUCUUCGAGUCUCCUCGAGAUUGUACUGCUGCGGCGGAAUUUAAACCCCGUGAUUUCGAGAUGCAAACUGAAGAUACUCAAUCGACAAUGCAGAAGCGAUCCGAAGAUAUCCAAUCGAUCUUUGGACUAGGAAGAAACCGUUGGACAAUACCAUCAUAGGUUUAUUUUUGAUCGAGGCGUAGAAGGAAAAUGCUAAUUCCCCUGGUGAUGUCUUGUGUGUAUGGUGGUGACUUGUAAAAAGUUUGGCUUGUAGUUGUUUUUUUUUUUGGUGGUGUGUUAUAUACCAUAUCAUAUAGUAUCAACAGAGUAUAAGCUUUCAAUAACUGCAAUAGACUAAACUUAGGAGGUAUGGAUAACGUUUGGUUUUGCCUUUAAAGAUGAUUAGGGGUUAUAAGACAUAUAUAUACAUAUAUGCUUGUGGAAUUUUCAUGAGAUAUGUUUUGUUA